Saprolegnia parasitica CBS 223.65 is the source of this 346-nucleotide messenger RNA. RefSeq lists its product as hypothetical. The record is from RefSeq and is a predicted model, not a curated record. The coding region runs from base 1 to 324 and encodes 107 amino acids. The transcript has 5 exons. Lineage: Eukaryota; Oomycota; Saprolegniomycetes; Saprolegniales; Saprolegniaceae.
AUGACGCUCCUCAACGUCAUCCUCUUUGACGAAGUCGCCGAGGUGUUCUUGGCGCGCCGGCCAGCCGCUACGCCAAAGUCCUCGAGUGCUCCCGACCCGAAGCUCCUGCGGGAGAGGCUGCCGUCGCUCGAUGCAGCGCUGGCCGAGACGCUCGAAGGGUCCCUAGUCGAGAUGACGCUGCAGGAGAGCGCCGUCAACACGGCCACCGGCUACGAGAGAGAGCCCAAGGCCGUUCGCAUCGCGUGGUACGGGUCCGCCGACGCGACCCCGCUGCUCACGCGCGUCCUCCAGCGCCACUACAAGGAGAGCAACGUCACGCUCUAGUCGCUGCCACGUGUGUUUGAAC